UCUAAGGAUGAGGGAGGAAGCCUUCCAAUUUGAACUUCGAACCCAGGCUGUGGUUAUAAAGUGGCCACAAGCAUUGCUCCUGCAUCAUUAUGUUAGGCACGCUUUUAUUAUAACGUAUAGACAGCACAAUGGCAGGCCUACACAACUUUGUUCAGUUUGGAUUACUUUUGUUUCUGUCUGUGCAAUGGACUUGGGCCAUUAUUCCAGAGCAAGAGCUUCACCCGUGGUACUGGAACGAGAUGGGCCGGGAUGCUAUAGACGUGUCCCUCAGAAUGACCCCCAUCGUGGGCAAGGCCAAGAACCUCGUCCUCUUCCUGGGAGACGGAAUGGGAGUACCCACGGUGACCGCUACCAGGAUACUCAAAGGCCAGUUGGCGGGGUUCAACGGGGAGGAGACCAGCCUGGCCAUGGAUACUUUCCCGUACCUGGCCUUGUCCAAGACGUACAACGUGAACCAGCAGAUGCCGGACAGCGCGGGCACGGCCACGGCGUACCUGUGCGGUGUGAAGGCCAACUACGGCACGCUGGGCGUCUCCGCUAUGAUCGAGCGAGGGAAGUGCAGCGGCAACGCUGACAACGACGUGGUGUCCGUGCUCCACAGAGCCAAGAUGGCAGGGAAGUCCGUGGGCAUCGUCACCACCACCCGCGUGCAGCACGCGUCCCCCGGGGCGAACUACGCCCACACACCCGACCGUGGCUGGUACAGCGACAUCGAGCUCCCCGCCGACGCCGUUAGAAACGGCUGCCGCGACAUCGCCUGGCAACUGAUCAAGAACACAGAAAUAAAUGUCAUUCUCGGAGGAGGGCGUCAGUACAUGUUCAGCAACAUCACAGCCGAUCCAGAGUAUCCAACAUACUUUGGAGAACGUCGUGAUGGGAAGGAUCUCGUCCAGGAGUGGCUUCAAGGAAAGAAGAAUGCCAAAUAUGUGGUGAACAAGAAGGGAUUGGAUGCAGUCGAUGCUUCAAAAACAGACUUUCUAAUGGGUCUGUUUGAGCCCAAAGACUGCCAGUAUGAGUCUGAACGUGACACGACCACUGACCCCUCGCUCACGCAAAUGAUGGAGAAAGCCAUCAAGAUCCUCAAGAGGAACCCAAAAGGUUUCUACCUGUUUGUGGAAGAUAAGGGGAGAAUCGACCACGGUCACCAUGACGGUAAUGCCCAGCGAGCCCUCACCGAGGCGGUGGAGUUUGACCGGGCCAUCGAAAGGGCUGCCCAGUUGACCAGCGAGAAGGACACCCUCACCGUGGUCACGGCCGAUCACUCCCAUGUCUUCGCAUUCGGGGGACAUUCUCAGCGGGGGAACUCUGUUUUCGGUGUGUCCCGAGAGUUGGCUACCGACAAGAAGCGCUACACCACCGCUGUCUAUGGGAACGGACCGGGCUACCAGAACGGCAUCCGGCCAGAUGUCAACGCGACCGUUGCAGCUGAACCAGAGUACCGCCAGCAGGCCGCCGUCCCGAAGAACUCAGAGACGCACGCCAUCGAGGACGUGCCCAUCUUCGCCAAGGGCCCCAUGGCGCACCUGUUCCACGGGGUGCAGGAGCAGAGUUACAUAGCCCACGUCCUGGCCUACGCCGCCUGCCUGCCGCCCUACGAGAAGUGUGACCUGGAGGACAACCACUCUGUGUGCCUCCACCCCAGCUCCGUGCUGGUCCUCAUGAGCCUCCUUCUAGCCCUCGUCUCCUCCUCCCGCUCGGGCUAGCUAGACGCGCGCAUGCGCGGUCUGUAGUUGGUCCGUUUUGUGAAUAAAUUAUUUUUUUAAUUCUGUAAUUACCCAGCGCUAUGUUGAACACUGUAGGGAUCUGCGCACAGUCUUGGUUCGAUGAGUCGGGGGUUAUUCACAGUUAUGUUGUUCUUUGUUUUAUAUUUUUGCUUUAAACUUUGUUGUAACAUAGUGACGUGGUUACUAGAUUCCUAGAAUGAAAUCGUGACUAGAGAGAGAGAGAGAGAGAGAGAGAGAGAGAGAGAGAUGAUGACCCAUCCUGGAGUUUAGC
Molecule: messenger RNA, 1995 nt
Organism: Gadus chalcogrammus (walleye pollock)
Lineage: Eukaryota; Metazoa; Chordata; Actinopteri; Gadiformes; Gadidae
Product: intestinal-type alkaline phosphatase-like
Exons: 11
Coding region: 129-1703 (524 amino acids)
Biological process (GO): dephosphorylation
Cellular component (GO): plasma membrane
Molecular function (GO): alkaline phosphatase activity
Source: RefSeq, a predicted model, not a curated record